Colletotrichum abscissum is the source of this 357-nucleotide messenger RNA. RefSeq lists its product as uncharacterized. Gene Ontology annotation, biological process: protein folding in endoplasmic reticulum; autophagosome assembly. The transcript has 2 exons. Lineage: Eukaryota; Fungi; Ascomycota; Sordariomycetes; Glomerellales; Glomerellaceae. The record is from RefSeq and is a predicted model, not a curated record. The coding region runs from base 1 to 357 and encodes 118 amino acids. Gene Ontology annotation, cellular component: EMC complex; endoplasmic reticulum; membrane.
AUGCCGUCGGAACGCGACUACCAAAUCUCCCCCAUUGUGCAGGAAUCCGUGAUGCACAACACCAAGACCCUAUCAAACUUGCAGAGUCUUUCAGCAUCCCUCUUCGGUGUCGCGGCCGGCAUCCUCGGUCUCGAAUCGUACAGCGGCUUCCUCUUCUACCUCGUCUUCUCUUUCAUCACCGCCGCCUUGUUCUACGUCCUGCGCAUCGCUCCCGAAUCGACAUCAGCAGGUCUCCCAUUCCUCAGCACGAGCCGUUACUUCAAGGGGCCGUUCGACUUCUGGACGAGUGGGCUGCUCGGAGGUCUUUCUGGUUUCAUUCUCACCUGGACUUUGUUCUACGGUUUGGUGAGGGCUUAA